AAGAUGAAAACAGUUGAAAGCCUAUAUGUGGAAGUUGUUGAUAGUCUUUGGCUGCCUGCUGCCUGCCCAUCAGGUGCGGGCGGCAUUUCUACAAGAAUGCCAGGGAGUCAUCAUUAAUAAGGUGACAAAUCCUAACCAGGCGUGCAGCGAAUUUGUUCACUGUAAUGGAGAUGAUUCCUACUAUUGCAAUGGGGAUUGCUGGGAACCUAUUGAUUGCUAUGGUGCAAUGGAAGAAACCAGUGCAGAAAUCUCCAUUCCCUCUGCAUCAGAACCUGUCGCACCGGAAGACCCCAAGCAAGAUAAAAAAUCUACCCCAACGAUUUCCACUCCUAGCCCAUCAUAUACCCCUUCAACAGCAGCAGUAACAAACAUUCCGAGCACCGAUGUACAUGUAAUGUGCAAGACGAGCGGCCGAAACGGCGUCUAUCCUUAUCCGGCCAAUAGUAAUUACUACUAUCAAUGUAUAGCGGGUUAUCUACUUCUGCAGCAGUGCCCGCAGAAUUUUCAUUUCGAGGCCGUACAAAAGCAAUGUAUUGCGACAAAACCUUAUCAUAUGAUACGGCUAUUCAUGUAAGAUUCCUUAGAGAGACGUUAAUAAAGAAGAUACCAGCCGUGUUCUUAAGCAAAUUAAAUUCUUGUAUGUCUCAAAUGACGGGAAGAAAACCCCUUUGACUACACAGUAACAUGAGCAGUUCACUUUUUGAAACGA
Drosophila obscura is the source of this 709-nucleotide messenger RNA. RefSeq lists its product as uncharacterized. The record is from RefSeq and is a predicted model, not a curated record. Gene Ontology annotation, cellular component: extracellular region. Bases 26 to 574 code for a protein of 182 amino acids. NCBI's taxonomy places the organism in Eukaryota, Metazoa, Arthropoda, Insecta, Diptera, Drosophilidae. Gene Ontology annotation, molecular function: chitin binding. The transcript has a single exon.